This is a messenger RNA of Oryzias melastigma (Indian medaka), 4868 nucleotides long. RefSeq names its product hepatocyte growth factor (gene hgfb). NCBI's taxonomy places the organism in Eukaryota, Metazoa, Chordata, Actinopteri, Beloniformes, Adrianichthyidae. The transcript has 18 exons. Bases 946 to 3081 code for a protein of 711 amino acids. Gene Ontology annotation, molecular function: signaling receptor binding; serine-type endopeptidase activity. The record is from RefSeq and is a predicted model, not a curated record. Gene Ontology annotation, biological process: proteolysis.
GCUUAUACUGAGGCAUUUGAUUAGUCAGUCAACGAUGUCACGAAGUAAAAAUCGAAUAAAUACAAACAUUUCACAACGUCUAUUUAUGACUCUACUGUUUUCUAAUUAUGAAAAGGUUAAUGGUUUAUAAAAAAUUACAUUUAAACACAUUUUGUAGAGAGCAUCGAUGCACACUUGUUUUUCCGCAAAGACUUCUGGGAAAUUUCUAGUGCAAUGGACUUUAAUGUGAGUAUGGAGUAAGGAAUUUGGAACCAUGGUGAGAACUUCAAUGCCAAAACGUGAACAAAACCAACAAAAAAUAUGCUUAUAACUGUUUUUUUUUUUUUUUUUUUCCUUUUUUGGGGGGGGGGAAAUUAUCAUUGCAAUGUUUGAAAAAAAUAAGACACCAAAAAAAAAAAGAGUAAAAAAGUAACAAAGCCAAAGUGAUGACUCAAUUAAUCAACAAUACUAUCAGGCUGAUUGUUUUAAUCAUUAGAUAAUUGUUACAUUGAUUUAUCUACAAAAUAUCUUUAAAUAAAUAAUUUUAGACUUUAGUCCCUCCUUAAUUAAAUGAUCUAAUUGUUAUCAGCAAACAAUCAUGAACAAAUCCACUCAGUGCAGUUACAUCACAAACACGAGGCUCUUUCCUAGAGAGUUAAAGGUAUUAACUGCGACAACUUUCCGUUUUUUUUAACAUUGUUCGCCAAGUUCUGGUAAUAAAGAGUGCAUGUGUGGAUGAAAAGUUUAAAAAAGAGGAGAAAACAGAUAAGAGAAGAACAACAAGAGGAGAAGAAGAAGAGGAGGAGGAGGAGGAGGAAGAGCUGACGGGAGGCAGGAUGGGAGGGGGGAGGCUCGGUAAAUAGAGGAGACGCAUCAUUUGCGCGGCGGUGAAAGCCACAUCUCCUAGUUGCAGUGAAGGCAGCGCAGCGCCGCGUUUAUAACACACUGCUCUUGUAAAGCCAGAUCAUGUGGAUAUACAAGCUGAUGUUCGGACUCCUGGUAGUUCAGAGUGCCGAGGGGAAGAGAAAUGCGCUCCAAGACUACCAGAAAUCUGAGGGCAUCCAGCUGACUCUUUCCCCGGGCUCAGCCCCUCUGACCAAAAGCAGGAAGCUCAGCAUAUCCAAGUGCGCCAAAUCCUGCAGCCGCAACCGGAGACUCCCAUUCGCCUGCAGAGCCUUCCACUAUGAUCGUACAAAUGGGAAAUGCCAGUGGCUGUCAUUUGACAGGAACGCACCAGGAGCUCAAAGCCACCCGAAUCCAAACUACGAGCUCUAUCAAAAGAAAGACUAUGUGCGAGAGUGCAUCUUAGGGACAGGUCAGAGUUACAGAGGUCGAAGGUCGGUGACAGUUACCGGGAUCCUGUGCCAGGCCUGGGCCUCCCUCAUUCCACAUGAACACAAAUUCAUGUCCAAGAGGUUCAAGAAGAGCGACCUCAGAGAAAACUACUGCCGCAAUCCGGACAACUCAACCGUUGGUCCAUGGUGCUUUACCACGGAUCCUAGACCCCACCUCAGACAUCAGGAGUGCGGAAUACCGCAGUGCUCUGAAGUUGAGUGUGUGAAGUGCAACGGGGAAGAUUAUAGAGGACCUAUGGACCACACAGAAAGUGGAAAAGAAUGCCAACGGUGGGACCUGGAUGACCCACACAAACACCUGUUCCACCCAAAGAGGUACCCCGACAAGGGCCUAGACGACAAUUACUGUCGGAACCCAAAUGGACGUCACAGACCGUGGUGCUUCACCACUGACCCAAACACACCCUGGGAGUACUGCAACAUCAAAGCCUGUGAGACACCUCCAGAAAGCAACAUGGUGGAAACAACUGAGUGCUUCCAAGGCAAAGGAGAGGGUUACAGAGGGGCGGUAGACGUAACACCCACUGGACUCACCUGUCAGCGCUGGGACUCCCAGUAUCCCCAUAACCACUCUUUCAUACCUGACGCGUACAGAUGCAAGGACCUGAGAGAGAACUACUGCAGGAACCCCGAUGGCCAGGAUUUCCCAUGGUGCUUCACUACAGACCCAAGAGUCCGGACAAUGUUCUGCACCAACAUCCCUCAAUGCGGCGCCCAAAACAGGCCUGUCAAUGAAUGCUAUGAAAGCCUUGGAGAGAAUUACAAAGGACAGCAGUCAAGGACGAGAUCAAACCUGCCCUGUGCUCCCUGGAGAGACCACAACAGUGGUGAACGGGGUAUGGUGAAGGCAGGAUUGGAGGGAAACUACUGCAGAAAUCCUGAUGGGGACAAACAUGGUCCUUGGUGUUACACCAACAAUUCUGCCAUUUCUUGGGACUACUGCAGUAUAAAACCAUGUGAUGCUUCACAGAGCACAAUUCCACAGGAUGGGUUACCCUCAUUGGGGUGUUUCGUCCAUAAGACAACAAGGAUUGUAGGAGGAGGACCUGUUGGAAUUUCAGACGGAAGCUGGAUGGUCAGCAUACAAAAAGGGUCCGUUCACUGGUGCGGCGGUUCCCUGAUACGAGAAGAAUGGGUACUAACUGACCGACAGUGCUUCUCCUCCUGUGUCCCAGACCUCAGUGAAUAUCGGGUGUGGCUGGGAUCCUCUGACAUUCGAGAGGGUGCUUCUGACUUGUCCAAGAGACAGGAAGUCAGCAUAGCUCAUGUGAUAUGUGGGCCCGACAACUCCAGCUUAGCCCUUUUAAGACUCUCUAAACCUGCCCUUCCUGCAGACAACGUCCAUACGAUCCAGCUGCCCGUGGCUGGAUGCUCCAUCCCAGAGGGAACAGUUUGCAAAAUGUAUGGAUGGGGCGAGACCAAAGGCACUGGCCACGAUGAUGCACUGAAAGCAGUCAGUCUGCCCAUUGUCAGUACUAACAGGUGCAGAGAAAUGCACAGAGGGAACCUUCACAUCACCAACGCCAAGAUCUGUGCCGGUGGGAGGAAAAAUGAGGGAGUGUGCGAGAGGGAUUACGGCGGCCCUCUUGUUUGUCAGGACGGGGUCUUCAGAGUUAUUGUCGGUGUAAGUGUGCACGGCAGAGGCUGUGCUCGGGCAAACCAGCCCAGCAUCUUCAUCAACGUGCCCUUCUACACACAGUGGAUCUACAAGGUCUUCAAACAUUACCCCAACCCUGAAGCCUUUUAGAGCCUCAAGGAAAAGGAGAGGGGCUGCAUUAAAAUUAGGGGCUGUAUUCUUUAACUCCAGUGAUGCAUUCAGAGUCGGACUUUUGCAUACUUUGUAAUCUGCAGCUGAAGACGCUGGUCUGAUGGUGCACUUGCAGUUUGAUGGAGGACUUAAAAUCAUUGGCAAAUGCCACACACUGUCCACUCUAAAAUAAAUCAGAUGCAAUUUAAAUGACGAAAAUAAGAUGAUGUAGAGUAGUAAGGGCAUUAUUUAAAAAAUACUAUAUUAACUGGUAAAAAAAAGUUGACUGUCAGCCUGAAGAACUGCGUUCGACUCUGUCCCAAAUGGUCAUGUUAAAAAUAACUUUACCUUUAAAGUGAAUAUAUGCUGUGGAUAAGCCUCUGCUUGUGCUUGCACUCCAUUUUGCAUACGUUUUUAGGCAUUAGAAACUUAUGCUAAACCACGUACUGUGAUCACAUGCCACAUCUGGGUAGCCUUUUUUCCUAAAUACAGGACGGGAAUUCCGUCCGCUCUGCAAAACAUGAAAAUCCUGAGUCCUCGCUGUAAAAAAAAAAAAAAUAUGAAAGAUGUGCUUGUUGGCAAAAAUAUAUAUGGGCAAAACGGAAAAUUCAGUUGUCAGCGAUUAACAAUCAUGCAAAUAUAUCACACAUUACAUAUAAAUAAACAGUUGGAUUUUGGUGCAUUCAUGUUGCACUGCAAAUAAAUUAGGUUUAAAGCAGGAAAAAAAGGGAAAAUUGCUCUCACUUUUUGUUUUUUAGUUUUAUUUUUUUUUGUUUUUGUGACUUUGUAUCAUUUUCCACCAGAGAUGCUCGUUUGUGAAUAUCUUGUCUCCUGGCAUUACUUGAAUGAAAUAAACACCAAAUCCAGUUGUUCAGCAGCUCCUUUUGUAGAGUAAAUAAUGUGCCACCAGUGGCAGGCCGGUGUAAAAGGGCACUUUCCCCUAAGCCUGAUGUGUCUCUGGGAGCUUUAAUAAAGUGAUCCUUAAUGUAAAUAGUGUUUUAAUGAGUGGAUUUGUGACACUCUAAAUUUAAUUUAGGUCUUAUAGAUCUACUUAUAUAUAUAUUUUUUUCAGUUAAGGUUUUCUGUCACAUUUCUUUGUUCUGAUGUCAGAUUUACAACUCAUAAAUGUCAAAAUAAAUGUAUUUGCAUCAUUGUAUUGAUAUACUACCACUGAUUGUAUAUAUAUGAAAUAAAAUUUUCUCUUUGUAUAUAAACAUGUAAUGUUAUUUAACCUAUAUAGGAUUAAAAAAAAUCAUUUGUAUGUACAAAAGCUCAAUUCAAUACCCUGUUUUACAUAUGACCUAAUUGUGCCUUUUUUAUUGUAAUUUAAUUUAAAGUUACUGCAGCAGUAUUUGUAUGUACAGAAGAAUCCUGUUGAGGGACAUUGUGUACGUGCGUGUGCAUGUGUGAGCCAGAGCUGAAUGAAUUAUCCCUCCACUCAGACCUUGGCAGAUCCCCAACUUCAUUCCACUCUGGAUAAUAGUGUCACAAAGUGUGUUGCUUCAAACUUUGGGGAUGGGAUAGUCUGUGAUACCGACUUGUCUGUAAUGGGAUUCACUGUGAUGACUUAUUGGUCUUUAAAAAAAAAAAAAACUGAACACAUAUUUAGCUUGGAUCAGGUGUAGCUUUAUAUCAUAAGCACAUUAUGUUUGUGUGAAAAUGAUGAAACAGUUCUGUGUGAGUGUCAGAGUAAUGGAUGUGUGGAUGUCUGCUAGAUUCUAAAGGUUGUACAUUAAUGCCUUUCGUAUAUACUUCCAGUAUGUUAAACUAUAAAGCAGUUAUUUGAA